Molecule: messenger RNA, 3123 nt
Organism: Ciona intestinalis (vase tunicate)
Lineage: Eukaryota; Metazoa; Chordata; Ascidiacea; Phlebobranchia; Cionidae
Source: RefSeq, a predicted model, not a curated record
AAAAUCAUUAAGACUUCCCAUCGUAUUAAUAAUAUUUACAAUGGCCAGCUCACUAAGUGGUCAUUUAGAUAUGGCAGAAAUUUAUCAAUUGCUCGAUUCCACUGAUCUGAGUGUCUUGGAACAAACAACGGCUCUUGUACGAGAUAAUCUUGGUUCUGUACGCGAGCCUUGGUUGCUACACGGUCUUGUGGAUUACUACAUUCAGUCUGGUAAUAUUAUUGCAAGAAAUCUACUCUGUAUGGUACGACAACACCAGCAUAAGAUGUUGAUGAAUAAAAUGGAUGAUUAUUUACAAAAAGUAUCGACAAGAUUUAAAGCACUGUGUUUGUUUGGCCAUAUAGUCAGGAGUGAACCAAUAUGGACGCCACUAAUUAUAUCAACACGACCAUUUCAAACUGUGCUGAAGUGUUUGCAGGUUGAUACUGACUUGCCCACCAUCACGUCUGCACUUUACACAGUAGCUACUCUUCUACCAAAAGUUGCAAGUCAACUUUCAACUUACCUGCAAUCAUUAUUCCGUAUUUAUGUUCGUCUUGUAUCAUGGCACACACUCAAACCAGCUGGUGCAAAUGAAGCGAACCUCAUCCAUCUCCACACUGCUGUCUAUGCUCUCUUCUUAUGUUUAUACGGCAUGUUUCCGUGUUCUUUUAUUAAAUUCUUGCAACAGUAUUAUCACCCACAAACAUCCAGCUCAAACAAAGGAGGAACCAGUGAGAAAGAAAAGUCUCGAAUAUUUGAAAACAGCGUUCAACCGAUGCUUGAUCAUGUUCGGCUUCAUCCUCGUAUUAUAACAGAUUCAUCGGAUGCAGAAAUCUCAAGUGACAGAUGGAGAAAACUGGAAGGCCCUGAAAUUAUUGCUGAUAUAAACAGAAUCUCGUUGGAUGCAACAGAAAACUCUGCUGCAUUGAAUAUCAGUCAUACAACACGUACAAGUUCUUCAGAUACAGCUCCAGUGUUUGCAUUAAAACCAAGAAGAUCUCUCAGUGAAAGUGAUCAAUCAGGAUGUGUAGAAUCACUGUGGAGUCCUUCGGUUGCAAUCGGACUCUCAACUCCUCCUCCAUCAAGGAAGAUGUCACCAACAAUUUCAUCUUCUAAACUCAACGAACCAUUCAAGUUCAGUGCAGAAAUUUCAAAGGUUGAUGAACGACCUGUUCAAGAAGAAUCAGUUGCCAGUCGCCCUUCAACUUUAUCCAUGGCAAAUGUUGAUGGGUUUAUUCCUAACAGACCACAUCAGACAGCAUCAGCCACCUCAACACCCCUCAAACAUUUUCUUCCUUCUUUAGUUGUUUCUUCACCGAGUCCUUCUAGUUAUUCUUCCCCCAAAAAAGAAAAAGAUGAUAUGAAAAAUCAAAACUUAGAAACAAAAGUGGAUAGUUUUGUUGUCAUUACAAACGAAGCAUUAUCUGAUCUAGACUCAACACAAGCAAAUGUUGACAAUGCAACAACAAUCACUAAAACUGAGGAUUCAAGUCAACCAUCCAACUUAAUAAAAACAAAACUUCAUAUUCUUUCACAAACUGAUGCCGGAACUGAAGCUGAUGAAGCCUUUGUUGACGUUAGCUGCUCAAAUAUUGCAAUUUUAGAUUGUGGUGGAGAAGAUGCAAUGACUUUGUUUUCACCUGGUCUACAACCAGCAGAUGGUGAAACUGUUAAAACAACAAAGCAACAAAGUGAUCAUGAUUUUGAGGUAGAAGUUUUUGAUUCAGCUCAAAAAGUGUUAAACCUUCCAAACACAAGUCGAUAUAUUGAAAAAUCUCCAAAUGAAUUGCUUGAUUUACAUGUUCAGUUGUUAGCUGACGCAUAUAUGAAAUAUAAAGACAGGAUUUCAAUACCAAGUAACAAAGAAAUGGAUUGGCGUCCAAUGAUUGAUUCAUCAAGCUGUACAGCUGCAGAUGCUGCUUAUUUACGAUCACAAGUGCUUCAAAUGCACUGUGUGAUGUUGUAUGAGCGUCAUAGAAGGGAACAACAUGUACUUCGAGCGAGGAAACUUCAGAGAAAAGUUUAUGACACUGAAGCUCUUGAAGAGACGAACCAAAACUUGAAAUUUCAAGUUGGAGAAAUGGAGAAAGAAAUUCAGGGUUUGAGGUUGUCAGAAAAAGUUAAUCGUGAAAAAAUGAUGGACAAUGAAAAAUUAUUCAAUGAAAAAGAAAAACUUCUUGAAGAAAAAGUAAAAUGUUUGACUUCUGAAGUAAAACAACUAAACAUGGAAAACCAAGCUUUGAAUGAAGAUCAUCAAACAGUGAAAAAUGAAUGUCAGCAAAUGAGAAGUGAGCAUGGACAUUUAAAAUCAAAGUUAUUUGAAUCAGAACAACUUCUCAUGCGUGCAACGGUGAAUAACAAGUUACUGGAUGACCUUCAGUUUAAGGUUACUAAUCUUGAGUCAGAACUGGAGGAAGCACGAGAAUUGAAUUGUUCAGCAGAUGUUCGUGUUCGCAAUGCAGAGACUCAAGCAAAAGCUGAAAUUGCUGAAGCUAAAUUAUUAUCCAACCAAUAUGCAAGAGAAGAAACUUUCCUAAAAGAAAAGGCUGAUUUGUUUCAAACAAAAGUCGAUUUUCUGACUGCUCAAGUAAAACAACUCCAGUCAGAUGUAAACAAGAAGGAGGAUUUUCUCGUCGAGCAGAAAAAAUAUCUUGAAGAUGUCAAAUCACUGGCAAGGGUCCAAAUACAUGCUAUGGAAGCAAAAUACACUGCACAGCGUCAUAUUAGUCAACGAUUGGAAAUUCAAGUUUUGGAACUUUACAGUAAGCUCAGCGCCAUGGAGGGUGAAAUGACAAUAAGAGAACGAACUCACCUGGGUUCAGCACCAAGAUCAAUUGAGGCUUUGUCAGCCAUACAGGCAGAAGGCCAACAUCAUCAUAUAUUAGGAUCCAGUCCACAACUAAGUCCACCCAUACGUAGUAGUGGUCAUCUAUCUGAUGCUAAACAAUGGAAUCAGCUAAAACCCCAGGGAAUGUAAUAAACUGCGUUCGUGUUGCAUGUAACAUCAGUGUGAUCACAAGUUAUAUUCAUGCAAAGUUGGACUUGUUGCUGUAUUGAUGAGCAUUGUUCAGUCUAAUGGGUUAAGAUAUACUGAGUAUGAAGAAUAUUUCAUCGGGAUAUCUAAUCAACCAUGACUUUCAACAU